UGGGAGCCGCCGGCCUUUGUGUGGCGCCGCGCAGGCUCCGCGGGCCGCCCGCCGCCCGCAAGAUGGCCACGCCGGCCGCCGCCAGCCCCGCGGAAAUGGCUUCGGACAUGCCCAGCUCCGUGGCGCUGCCCGUGGCCCCCAUGGCGGCCGCCGGGCAGGUGAGGAUGGCGGGGGCCUUGCCUGGCCGGGGAGGAAAGAGACGCUCUGGGAUGGACUUUGAGGACGAAGAUGGUGAAGGGCCCAGCAAAUUCUCAAGAGAGAACCACAGCGAGAUCGAGCGGCGCCGGCGGAACAAGAUGACGCAGUACAUCACUGAGCUGUCGGACAUGGUGCCCACGUGCAGCGCGCUGGCCCGGAAGCCCGACAAGCUGACCAUCCUGCGCAUGGCUGUGUCACACAUGAAGUCCAUGCGGGGCACCGGCAACAAGUCCACUGACGGCGCCUACAAGCCGUCCUUCCUCACUGAGCAGGAACUGAAGCAUCUCAUCCUGGAAGCUGCGGAUGGCUUUCUGUUUGUGGUGGCAGCCGAGACGGGGAGGGUGAUCUACGUGUCCGACUCGGUCACCCCCGUUCUGAACCAGCCGCAGUCGGAGUGGUUCGGGAGCACGCUGUACGAGCAGGUGCACCCCGACGACGUGGAGAAGCUGAGAGAGCAGCUGUGUACCUCGGAAAACUCCAUGACAGGCCGCAUCCUGGACCUGAAGACAGGAACAGUGAAGAAGGAGGGACAGCAGUCGUCCAUGCGCAUGUGCAUGGGCUCACGCCGGUCCUUCAUCUGCAGGAUGAGGUGUGGCAAUGCCCCCUUGGACCACCUCCCGCUGAACAGGAUCACCACCAUGCGGAAGAGGUUCAGGAACGGCCUCGGUCCCGUGAAGGAGGGGGAGCCCCAGCACGCCGUGGUACACUGCACGGGCUACAUCAAGGCGUGGCCCCCCGCAGGAAUGACCAUUCCCGAAGAGGACGCCGACGUGGGACAGGGCAGUAAAUACUGCCUGGUGGCCAUUGGGCGGCUCCAGGUGACCAGCUCACCCGUGUGCAUGGACAUGAGCUCCAUGGCAGUGCCCACGGAGUUCCUCUCACGCCACAACGCCGAGGGCAUCAUCACCUUCGUGGACCCGCGGUGCAUCAGCGUCAUCGGCUAUCAGCCCCAGGAUCUCCUUGGGAAGGACAUCUUGGAGUUUUGCCACUCGGAGGACCAGACCCACCUGCGGGAAAGCUUCCAACAGGUGGUGAAGCUCAAGGGCCAGGUGCUGUCGGUCAUGUACCGCUUCCGCACCAAGAGCCGCGAGUGGGUGCUGAUCCGCACGAGCAGCUUCACCUUCCAGAACCCCUACUCGGACGAGAUCGAGUACAUCAUCUGCACCAACAGCAACGUCAAGCAGCUCCAGCAGCAGCAAGCAGAGCUGGAAGUGCACCCGAGGGACGGGCUGUCAUCCUAUGACCUGUCUCAGGUGCCCGUGCCCAGCAUCCCUGCAGGUGUCCACGAAGCCAGCAAGUCUGUGGAGAAGGCUGACACCCUCUUCUCUCAGGAAAGGGACCCCCGGUUUGCCGAAAUGUUUGCAGGUAUCAGUGCAUCGGAGAAGAAGCUGAUGAGCUCGGCUGCCGCAGGGAGCCAACAGAUGUACCCCCAGGGAAGCCCUUUUCCCGCCGGCCACUCGGGCAAAGCCUUCAGCUCCUCGGUGGUCCACGUGCCGGGGGUGAGCGACCUCCCGUCCUCCUCCUCGAGCAGUCAGAACAUGGCCCAGAUCUCCCGGCAGCUGGGCCAGGGCCAGGUGGCAUGGACGGGGACCCGGCCGCCCUUCCCAGGACAGCUGCCUUCUCAGUCCAGCAAGACCCAGACUUCACCCUUCGGGAUUGGGACAAGCCACAGCUACCCGGCGGACCCCUCCUCCUACAGCCCCCUCUCCAGCCCGGCCACCUCCUCGCCCAGCGGCAGCGCCUACUCCGGCCUCGCCAACAGGACACCAGGCUUUGCAGACAGCGGGCAGAGCAGCGGGCAGUUCCCAGGACGGCCCUCGGAAGUGUGGUCCCAGUGGCAGAGCCAGCACCACGGCCAGCAGAGCAGCGAGCAGCACCCACACCCACAGCCUGGCCAGACGGAGGUGUUCCAGGACAUGCUGCCCAUGCCGGGGGACCCCACUCAGGGGACGGGCAGCUACAACAUCGAGGACUUCGCGGAUCUGGGCAUGUUCCCGCCCUUCUCAGAGUAGCAGCGAGUGGAGCUGGGCCUCGGCGCCAGGUCCCCUGCCGGAACCACAGCCCCCCUUUCCAGUUAGGCCUGUUCCCCCCGGUCACUGGGCCCCCCGCCGGAUUCGGAGCCCAGGGGCCUGCCGGCCACCCCACCUGUACCCCACCAGCCGCCGUGGGCGCUAUUUAUCGUGCUUGUGCACCACGGCGUCAGCCACGUUCUUGCCACCUGCUCGUGGAUGACCCGUGAUGGACUGUGAUGUGGCCCAGAGCUGGGUGUAGUGGUGGCUGCCGGUGGCGUGUGUCUGCUUUGUGCUGUGACGUGAGUAUCCCCAUGGUUGGUGCCGUGUCUGUCCUGCGCCAGAGUGAGGCUCUCUGCCGGGGCAGCCAGGCACUGGGCAGAGGACGGGGCAUCUGAGCACAGAGGCCCCAGAUGCUCCCAGUCAGGCCUCCGGUGGGAGUAGGAGCAGAUUCUGGAAGCUUCUGUACUGGGAGCUCGGCUCACCUACUUGCUUCCCAGAGGGGAGAUAUGCGUGUCUGUCUCUCUGCGACCCCCCCCUCCCCCCGUCCCCUGUGUCCUUGGCAGGAGGAAGAGUCUUGACAGCCCCAUGGAGACUGGACAGGACCACCCCCUCAAGCCCUUGUACCCUCCAGGACCUCUCUGGCCCCUGGUUAGCCCAGUGGGCUGCACUGCUGGACUCAGGUGU
Molecule: messenger RNA, 2894 nt
Organism: Sorex fumeus (smoky shrew)
Lineage: Eukaryota; Metazoa; Chordata; Mammalia; Eulipotyphla; Soricidae
Gene: ARNT2
Product: aryl hydrocarbon receptor nuclear translocator 2
Biological process (GO): regulation of transcription by RNA polymerase II
Cellular component (GO): aryl hydrocarbon receptor complex; transcription regulator complex; nucleus
Molecular function (GO): RNA polymerase II cis-regulatory region sequence-specific DNA binding; DNA-binding transcription factor activity, RNA polymerase II-specific; protein dimerization activity
Source: RefSeq, a predicted model, not a curated record